Molecule: messenger RNA, 702 nt
Organism: Catharus ustulatus (Swainson's thrush)
Lineage: Eukaryota; Metazoa; Chordata; Aves; Passeriformes; Turdidae
Product: levansucrase-like
Exons: 6
Coding region: 1-702 (233 amino acids)
Source: RefSeq, a predicted model, not a curated record
AUGGGCCCGAGGGGCUUCGGGGGGCUCUGCCUCGCCCUGCUCAGCUUUGGGGUCGGUGAGUGGGGCCGGGGGGUCUGGGGUGUGGGGCUGGAAAUCAACAGGAAUGGACAAAUCCCAUUCCCAGCUCUCGGCUUCCAAGAGGAGGAGGAGAACAGGAAUGUCACCGAGGAGUGGGACGGGAAUGUCACCAGGGAGGGGACACCGGAGCCACCAGGACACCCCAGCACAGCCCCUGGGGACAGGGACACGGUGACAACCUGGUCUAGGGCCACCACGAGCCCUCCUGGGGGCGGGGACAUCGCGGGGACACCGUCGGGGAACCAAACGCGAACGUCCUCGGGUGUCCCAGCCCGCUACUGGUCCCCCGUCAUCUUCGUGCUGCUGGCCCUGCUCGUGCUCUUUGUCACCUACCACAGGAAAAAGGACAGAGGGAUCCGGGACCGGGUCCCGAACGGCAGCGACUCCUCAGAUUUGGGAGCUCUGGUCCAAUCCCACGACCUCAACCCACAGGAGGAUCCUGGGACUCCCCCAGACCCCGAGCUCAGCGAGACCCCCCUGGGGCCGCCGGGAAACAGGAACGCGGUCACGGAGCCCACAGAGCCCACAAAACCAACAGAACCCACUGACCCCAUAAACCCCACAGAGCCCACAGAGCCCAGAGAUCCCACAGAGCCCACAGAGCCCACUGAGCCCACAACGUGA